UGUGUUUGUGGCCAUCCAAUUGUAGGUGAUGAUAAUGUGUUUCAUUGUCAGCUGUGCGGCAGAGAGGUCCAGCAUUUUAUGACCAGUUACAGGAUUAAGAUACUUGUUGAAGAUGGUACUUCUUGUGGAAUGUUUGUCUUGUUAGACAGUGCAGUCACUAAGCUAUUAGGGAGAACCUGCUCUGAUGUGUUUUUGUUGUUAGAAGAUGAAAUGGAGAAAAUUGAGCACCCAUACUGUCCACAGUUUUUUCAUCAACUCAUUGGGAAAGAGAUUGUUUUCAAAGUUCAAGCAAAGCGGAUUAAUAGUCCCGGUUAUUGCGGUACCUUUAAAAUCAUCAAUGUCAUUAGUGAUGCACAUUUUUUCAACAAACUUCAGUCUGAUCAGUGCAUCAAGGAUGUUAGUUCUGAUUCGGCCUUUAGCCCAAUACUUGAAGACUUCUCUCAGUGUGGACAGCUUAGAAGUUAUGACAACCAAGUCAUAUCUGGUGUUCCAAUACAACUGCAUAGCAUUAAAGAGAUGCUUGCUGACAUUCUUUGUGCUAAAAUAUAUUCUUCUGCAUCAAGAAAUGUUAGUAUUUAUGUUUAUGUUCUCAACCGUCUGAACUGUGUUUCAGCAUGUGUAGUAUGAUAAAACAUGUAUCAUAAUAUACCAAUUACUGUUCCUCUACAGGAUCAGAUUUGUUUCUUGAUCAGUAAGAUUAUUGAUGUGCUGAAACAUCAGAAGUGGUGGUGCUACUACUGUUUGUGUAAUGCACCUGUUUCUCA
Molecule: messenger RNA, 764 nt
Organism: Arachis ipaensis
Lineage: Eukaryota; Viridiplantae; Streptophyta; Magnoliopsida; Fabales; Fabaceae
Source: RefSeq, a predicted model, not a curated record